CAAACCUUCGCCGGUGUUGUCGUCUUUCUAAAAAAAAAAAAUUGUUGUUUUUAUUUAUUUUUUUUUUUCCUUGAUACCUGGGAAACCGCUGCCCCCCUCAGAACUAACCAAAGACAAUGGUUCACUGUGCAGGCUGCAAAAGGCCGAUCUUGGACCGGUUUUUGUUGAAUGUACUGGACAGGGCUUGGCAUGUGAAGUGUGUUCAGUGCUGUGAAUGUAAAUGCAAUUUGACAGAGAAAUGCUUUUCGCGAGAAGGCAAGCUUUACUGCAAAAACGACUUCUUUCGGUGUUUCGGGACCAAGUGCGCGGGCUGUGCCCAGGGCAUCUCCCCCAGCGACCUGGUCCGCAGGGCGCGGAGCAAAGUGUUCCACUUGAACUGUUUUACGUGUAUGAUGUGUAACAAGCAACUCUCCACCGGCGAGGAGCUCUACAUCAUAGACGAGAACAAGUUUGUCUGCAAAGAAGAUUACCUAAAUAACAGCAAUACUGCCAAAGAAAACAGCUUGCAUUCAGCCACCACCGGCAGUGACCCCAGCCUGUCCCCCGACUCUCAAGACCCCUCCCAGGACGACGCCAAGGACUCGGAAAGCGCCAACGUCUCCGACAAGGAGACGGGGAGCAACGAAAACGACGACCAGAACCUGGGGGCCAAGCGGCGGGGACCCCGCACCACCAUCAAAGCCAAACAGCUAGAGACUCUGAAAGCCGCCUUCGCGGCCACCCCAAAACCCACCCGGCACAUCAGGGAGCAGCUGGCACAGGAGACCGGCCUCAACAUGCGGGUCAUCCAGGUGUGGUUCCAGAACCGGCGCUCCAAGGAGCGGCGGAUGAAGCAGCUGAGCGCGCUGGGCGCCCGGCGACACGCGUUCUUCCGCAGCCCGCGCAGGAUGCGGCCGCUCGUGGACCGGCUGGAGCCCGGCGAGCUCAUCCCCAACGGGCCCUUCUCCUUCUACGGAGAUUAUCAGAGCGAGUAUUACGGCCCUGGAAGCAAUUACGAUUUCUUCCCGCAAGGACCGCCUUCGUCUCAAGCGCAGACCCCCGUGGAUCUCCCGUUCGUGCCCUCCUCGGGGCCGUCAGGGACCCCGCUGGGGGCCAUGGACCACCCCCUGCCCGGACAUCACCCCUCGAGUGAGGCUCAGCGCUUCACUGACAUCAUGUCGCACCCCCCGGGGGACUCGCCCAGCCCCGAACCCAACCUGCCCGGGUCCUUGCACUCCAUGUCCGCAGAAGUUUUUGGCCCCAGCCCCCCAUUUUCGUCGAUAUCCGUCAACGGUGGUGCUAACUACGGCAAUCACUUGUCCCACCCUCCAGAGAUGAACGAAGCGGCUGUGUGGUAGCUUUAAACAAACUGGGUCUAAGUAAGUGAUGAUCAUCUAGUCUGCUUAUUGUUAUGGUGUACAGAAAUGAAUUCAUAUAACAUCUCUCCCGCCCUAAGACAAUUUUACCUUGGGAACGAACUGAAUCCAAUCGCUCCAAGGCAAGCUUUGCUCUAGACCAGGACAAUCUCCAUGUUAUGGUUGUAUCAAACAAGCAAGGGGACUUUUUUGUACCAUUGACAAAGAAACUGGGGAAGCUGUACAGUAAAAGUGCUGCCAUUCCGUAG
Pyrgilauda ruficollis (rufous-necked snowfinch) is the source of this 1603-nucleotide messenger RNA. It is a transcript of the gene LHX1, whose product is annotated as LIM homeobox 1. Gene Ontology annotation, biological process: neuron differentiation; regulation of transcription by RNA polymerase II. Gene Ontology annotation, cellular component: nucleus. Bases 117 to 1337 code for a protein of 406 amino acids. The record is from RefSeq and is a predicted model, not a curated record. Gene Ontology annotation, molecular function: DNA-binding transcription factor activity, RNA polymerase II-specific; RNA polymerase II transcription regulatory region sequence-specific DNA binding. NCBI's taxonomy places the organism in Eukaryota, Metazoa, Chordata, Aves, Passeriformes, Passeridae. The transcript is spliced from 5 exons.